AUGGGUAGUCACAUGAGCAAGAAGAUGCCUGAAACUCCUUCUACUGGCCUCGGCACCGAAUUGCACUACAAAACUGAGCUGAGUUCUUAUGAGGCUGCUUGCAAGCUUGAUUCUGAUUUGCAGUCCUUUGACACCACACUUCAAGCUAGAACAAAUGAGGUUAUCAAUACUCUCGCUGCUGGUGUUGAAGUUCGAGCGCUUUCAUUUGAUUCUCUGAAACAAGUCACGGAAUGCCUUCUGGAGAUGAACCAGGAAGUUGUGAAGGUAAUCUUGGACUGCAAGAAAGACAUAUGGAAGAGCCAAGAACUGUUUGAACUGGUUGAGGAAUACUUUGAGAACAGUCUGCAAACUUUGGACUUCUGCACUGCAUUGGAAAAGUGCCUCAAGCGUGUUCGCGACAGCCAGCUGCUCAUCCUUGUGGCUCUUCAACAGUUUGAGGAGGAAUCAGGAUUGGAAGACAACCGCUACAUGAGGACAUUGCAAGAAUUUAAGAAUUUCAAGGCUGUUGGUGACCCUUUUACUGAAGAAUUCUUCCAGAUAUUUCAGUCUGUUUACAAACACCAUAUACUCAUGUUUGAGAAGUUGCAACAUAAGAAGAACAAGCUUGAUAAGAAGCUCAAAUACAUCCACUCUUGGAGGAAGGUUUCCAGUAUCAUCUUUGUAGCUACUUUUGCUGCAGUCUUGAUCUGCUCAGUUGUUGCUGCAGCUAUAGCAGCACCACCUGUUGCUGCUGCAAUAGCUGCUGCUACAUCGAUCCCGGUAGGAUCGAUGGGAAAGUGGAUGGACUCCCUCUGGAAGAACUAUGAAAAUGCAUUGAAGGGGCAGAAGGAAGUGAUUAGCUCAAUGCAGGCUGGAACCUAUGUUGCUAUAAAGGACUUGGACAACAUUAGGGUUCUCAUUGGUAGGCUAGAAAUUCAGAUUGAAUCUCUUUUGCAUAAUGUAGAUUUUGCCAUGGAAGAAGGAGACGUGAAGGUUGUAACAGAGCAGAUCAAGAAGAAGCUUGGAGUGUUCAUGAAGAGUGUUGAAGAUUUGGGAGUUCAAGCUGAUAUGUGUAGCCGUGACAUUAGGAGGGCAAGGACUGUGGUCCUGCAGAGGAUCAUAAAGCAUCCCUACAACUGA
Sphenostylis stenocarpa is the source of this 1119-nucleotide messenger RNA. The record is from the annotation of a GenBank genome assembly. NCBI's taxonomy places the organism in Eukaryota, Viridiplantae, Streptophyta, Magnoliopsida, Fabales, Fabaceae.